This is a messenger RNA of Meriones unguiculatus (Mongolian gerbil), 356 nucleotides long. RefSeq names its product cytochrome c, somatic-like. Gene Ontology annotation, cellular component: mitochondrial intermembrane space. Gene Ontology annotation, molecular function: electron transfer activity; heme binding. NCBI's taxonomy places the organism in Eukaryota, Metazoa, Chordata, Mammalia, Rodentia, Muridae. Gene Ontology annotation, biological process: mitochondrial electron transport, cytochrome c to oxygen; mitochondrial electron transport, ubiquinol to cytochrome c. The record is from RefSeq and is a predicted model, not a curated record.
AUGACUCAACAUGAAGCAGCAAAGACUUCAAGAGGCAAGAAGAUUUUUGUUCAGAAGUGUGCCCAGUGCCACACUGUGGAAAAGGCAGGCAAGCAUAAGACUGGGCCCGAUCUCCAUGGUCUUUCUGGGCAGAAGACAGGUCAGGCCGCUGGAUUCUCCUACACAGAUGCCAACAAGAAUAAAGGUAUUACUUGGGGAGAGAAUACCCUGGAGUAUUUGUAGAAUCCCAAAAGCAUCCCUGGAACUAAAAUGAUCUUCAAUGGAAUUAAGAAAGGAGAAAGGGCAGACCUAAUAGCUUAUCUUAAGAAGGUUACCAAUGAGUAAUUCCACUGCCUUAUUUAUUACAAAACAAAUGU